GAUACAACUGAGACCCAACAUAAACUCUCACUUCCGGUUACACAUAUAACCCAUAUUGAACAUAAACAAUAUCAAAUAUCGCUGAUACGUAUUUAUGCCUGUUUUCUUCGCUUUUAUAAGACAAAAUACCGCUUUAGAGGUUACUGGUUUCGGUUAUAUCUCGUUUAGAAGACAAAGCUCACAAACGUUUGGCUGCAAUUGAUAAUCGACAGAACUUAAUUAAACUUAUGGAAAUGCUACACGAAAACUACGUCGAGGAGUUCUCUCGUGAACGACUAAUGGAAGACAUACGACAGUACCCUUGCAUUUACGACAAGUACGACAAAGACUAUCCAGACAAGAACGCCAAAAACAAUGCCUGGUCGGCCAUAGCAGCGAAGUAUGGUAUCACCCCAGCAGAUGCGGAUAAAAAGUAUAAAACAAUGCGUAGUUCUUAUACCAGGUAUUUAAAGAAAAAACGAAAUACGCCGCCAGGAGCCAAAGUGCCGCCCCUACCUUUGGCGUUUGUAAACUUAGACUGGCUUGCCAGUCACAUCGACCACAAGGAGACGUCUGUGAAAUAUGCAGUCAAUGAAGCUAAAGAUGAUUUUUAUAGUGAUUACAUGACAGACGGAGAGGAUGCGUACCACAGCAGUUAUGGUGAAAUAAUGCGAGAAGAGAACAAUUCAGGCGAUCUGAUAGAAGUACCUAGCUCAAAUAUAGCCAGUCGCGCACGAGAUAGCUUAAAACCAGAGCAAGCGACAAGUCGUCAUGUAAUGGAAAGUUUAAAACCAACGACGACCAGAAGCCAAACACCUCAUGUAAAGGACAAUCUUCGACCCGACCCUUUGCCGACACCACACGUAACGACACCUGAAUAUCAAUCGAUUCGAGCCACUUCUCCGCCUGUUAACAAUCAUAGCAAUCUCGUGUCUAGCACACAAACCCCCCAAGCAAACUGUCCGAAAACCAUCACAAUGUACUACAACACACCAAACGACUCGCCUAGUGACACCGUGUUUAAUCUCAUACCCUUGGAGUCGGUAAAGCCUACAACAACGACGCCACCACUGUCGUCGGAAAGUAACGGAAAACGAAAACGGAUCGAGUGCGACGACGAAGAUGAAUUGUUUUUCCUGAGUCUCGUACCAACUCUUAAGAGACUGGGCCCGAGGAAUAAGACCAUUGCUAAAAUGAGAAUUCAACAAGUCCUAUUUGACUUGGAGUUCCCCGAAAGUGGGUAGAAUUUGAAACGCUUCGGUCGAACUAUGCGGGGUGACAGGCGUAAGGUUGGAACGAUUGUUAAUUCAUAUUUUCUUUUUUGAACGAACAUAACAAGAUGCCGUUUAACCGUGUCUUUUUACAGCAUAUUAACAACAACAUUGUGAAAUGAAUCUCGCCAGAUACUAUUUUAGAUUAUGUUGUUCAAAGCGUUUGUAUAGGCAGCGACAUUUUUAUUUGACAAUUCUACGUUGCAAAAUAGACCACUUGCAUUAUGACGUCACACGCACAGUUGCAACACACGGCAUCCAUUUCGUUUGAAAGCAAGUUACAGCCUCCUCCCGUCAUGAAUCACGGGGACUCAUGCGUGUGACGUCAUAAUGCAAGUGGUCUAUUGCCAUCAUGCCUCUGUGUAUGUCUGCUCUGUACACAUAUUAUACUUUUUGGUAAAAAUACUUCUUGCGCAGCUUCACUAACAACAGACGCGUACACGGUAGCUAAUUACCGUCUGGCUAACUACCAUUGCUGCCCCCCCCCCGUACGAAACAACCCUCGAUCCAUCCCUGCAGUGCAUGCCCAGCAAGUGCUACAGCGAUCUUUGGACAGAUUUAGUUGUACGUUGGAUAUUAGAAGUAGGAUACGUCAGCGUCGCUUCAUAUUACUUCAUCUUACAAAUCAGCGGAGAAAAAUAAAAACUCUUACCGAUAGAGGGAAUAGAUUUUUUGAAUAAAAACAGAUCAGGAAAU
Dendronephthya gigantea is the source of this 1946-nucleotide messenger RNA. RefSeq lists its product as uncharacterized. Gene Ontology annotation, molecular function: DNA binding. The transcript has 4 exons. Lineage: Eukaryota; Metazoa; Cnidaria; Anthozoa; Malacalcyonacea; Nephtheidae. Gene Ontology annotation, cellular component: nucleus; transcription regulator complex. Bases 228 to 1223 code for a protein of 331 amino acids. Gene Ontology annotation, biological process: regulation of transcription by RNA polymerase II. The record is from RefSeq and is a predicted model, not a curated record.